Molecule: messenger RNA, 2328 nt
Organism: Spea bombifrons (plains spadefoot toad)
Lineage: Eukaryota; Metazoa; Chordata; Amphibia; Anura; Pelobatidae
Gene: P2RY10
Product: P2Y receptor family member 10
Exons: 2
Coding region: 100-1068 (322 amino acids)
Biological process (GO): positive regulation of Rho protein signal transduction; phospholipase C-activating G protein-coupled receptor signaling pathway
Cellular component (GO): membrane
Molecular function (GO): G protein-coupled receptor activity
Source: RefSeq, a predicted model, not a curated record
GAAACCUCUGUCGUGUCCGUUUCUGUACUGUUGGAAAGAAUCAGAGAAACCCAUGUCCUACCAAAAAGGCCCAGCAAGAAUCAGAUAAGAAAAUGCAAAAUGGCAACUCUUCAAAACUGCAGCCACGUGUCUGACUUCCAAUACACUCUGUACUCCAGCACGUACAUCAUCAUUUUCAUACCUGGACUUCUGGCUAACAGCGUGGCGUGUUGGGUCUUAUGUAGUUUAACCAGUAAGAAGAACAAAGCCAUCAUCUUCAUGAUAAACCUCUCCCUGGCGGAUCUCGCUCACGUGUUGUCUUUACCGCUACGGAUUUAUUACUACACAAACCAUACCUGGCCUUUCAAAAACUUCUUGUGCCUAAUGUGCUUCUAUCUUAAAUAUCUUAACAUGUACGCCAGCAUAAUAUUUCUGAUGCUUAUUAGCGUCCAACGUUACGUGUUCACCACAAACCCUUUCAGAGCCAAAGACUGGAAACGCAGAUAUGACAUCACGAUAAGUUUUGUGGUAUGGAUAGUGGUGGGACUUUCUUGUUUGCCGUUCCCGUUGCUUAGAAGCUCCGGGUUAAACAAUACAAGCACAGCCUGCUUUGCUGACCUGGGAAUGAAAACAUUAAGCGUUGUCCCGGCCUUGUGCAUGCUAACGGUUGCAGAGUUAGCUGGAUUUAUUAUUCCGGUAACCGUUAUCGCGUUCUGCACUCUUAAAACAAGAGCUCAACUCACAAAUAAGAUUUUGCACUUCCAAAAUAUGAACGAGAAAAGGAAAGCUCUUCGAUUGGUUGUGACGUGUGCUGCUUUAUUCUUCGUUUGUUUCGCCCCGUACCACAUCAACUUCUUCUUUUAUAUGCUGAUCAAUCUGAACGUCAUCAAAAACUGCACUGUACACAAAGUCAUUCUCACUUUCCACCCUUUUUCUAUUUGCCUUGCAAGUUUUAACUGCUGCUUAGAUCCCAUCCUUUACUAUUUUACGGCAUCAGAGUUCAAAAACGAGGUUGUCCGACACGGGUCCACAGUGAUACGGGGGCGACUCAUGAGCCGGGAGAGCCGAGAGUCAUCCUUUAAAGAGUAACAGAAUGGUAUAGAAAAGAUCUUGUGUGACCUUUUGGCGUGUUUAAGGAUGGGCACUUGCUUGGAACGUCAUGUUUCAAACAAAGUUCACACGGUCAUCAAACAUAAUGUUAAACCAAAGAUGGAGAGAAAAGAGUAUUUAGAAGUAACCCGAUGACGCUCUCCUCUCAUUCUCCAAACACUUAAUCUUCUGGAGUGUUUUAAUUACAGCAACCUUUACCUCUUGGUUCCUUAGCGUGUAAAUAACUGGGUUGAGAAGAGGGGUUAUUACGGAUGGGACGAUUGAGAUGACUUUAUUCAGGUGCAAAAAGUCCUCAGAGUUUGGCCUUAGAAACAUGAAGAUGGUGGUGCCAUAAAAAAGAGAAACAACAAUCAGAUGGGAUGCACAGGUCGAAAAUGCUUUGCUUUUCCCAAAAGAACUUGGAAAAUGGAUUGCGGUGCGAAUAAUACAUACAUAAGAAGCAAUAAUUAGCAAAAGGCAGCCUAAUAUCACAAAACAAGCUGUUACGAAAACCAAUUUUUUAAUGUUUGACGUAUCAGAACAAGAUAGCUUCAGCAAUGGGGCAAAAUCACAGUAAUAGUGGUCAAUAUUACGACCACAAAAUGGCAGGUUGGAGAUCUGAGAACACGGAACGAUGACCAUAAGAAAUCCAAGCACCCAGGAGCCUAAUAAUAGUUUAUAGCAAGUCUUAGGACUCAUGAUAACGACAUAUUGAAGAGGAUUGCAUAUGGCUACGUAUCGAUCAUAGGCCAUAACGACUAGGAGGAAAUUUUCGGUAGCGCCGAAUGUAAAAUGAAAAUAGAACUGGGUCAUGCAACCCGCCAAAGAAAUAGAUUCACAUUUAGUGAGCAGAGCCCACAAGAGUCUCGGGACUGUAACUGAUGGAUACCAGAUCUCUAGGAAGGACAGUCCACCGAUAAAGAUGUACAUAGCUUUGUGCAGACAUUGUUCCUUUGUCACAAUGACGAUGAUGAAAACGUUAGCCAUUAUUGUCACAACAUAAACAAUAGAUACUAAAAGAAAUAUACACAGCUUGAAUUCACGUAUGACAGAAAAACCUACAAGAACAAAUUCCGUAACAAUAGUGUCAUUUUUUCUGUUCAUUGUUUUCAAUUUCGUUCUGCAAGAAAAACAAAUAUUAGAAAAAAUAAAUCACUGAUUUUGGUUUUUAAUAAAAAAAAAUGUACUUAUUAAUUAAAGGCAUAAAAAUAUAGAACUUGACACCAGAUAAGCACCACCAGGAAAGAACGUGCAGACUUU